CCACUUUUGGAAUAUCCACAAAUUGUUGAUGGAGACAUGGGAAACAUGCCAUCAAGAAAGCUAAAAACAAGGAAGUUUGUUUGAAGUAUCAGUAUUUGGUUUAUUCACACUGAAAUUAAAGUUAGCUGUUGUGUUGGUGUUGGCCAUUGCACUCCCUGCCAAGGCAGAAAACGAGAACAACGUGCUUAGAAGGGGAAAAAUGACGACAGCUACGAGCAGCCAUUUAUGGUCCCAUUUGGUAACCAUUUUACUUUUUGUUUUUGUUUGUGAAGAUUAAGCCUAUAAACACUACUUACACCUUCAACUUUCUUCCUUUGUAAACUACAUUCUACCAAUGGUUUAAAAAAUUAAGCCAAAAUUUGAAAACUAAAAAAAGUAGCUUUCAAAAAGUUGUUUUUAUUUUUGGAAUUUGGCUAAAAAUUCAACCAUUGAGAAAGAUGUAAAUCUUUGUAAGACAUGGAAAAGAAAUAGGCUUAAUUUUCAAAAAUAAAAAUAAAAAAGCAAAUUGGUUACCAAAGGGGGCCUAUAUAGUUUACCAACUGCAAUAAAUAUGAACAUUCUUUUCUGUUUUAUCUGCUUUCUAUGGCAUACUUAAAUAGACCAUUGGAAUGAACUUUUCACAACUUUCUUAACCUAAAGAAAUGGAAGAACUGAAAACUGCAGAUGUGAUGCGUGGUGAUGAAGUGGAGAAUGGUUUCGAUGCAAUUGUUAUAGGGUCAGGAUAUGGUGGUUCUGUUGCUGCAUGUCGGAUGUCUAUGGCAGGAAUAAAAGUUUGUUUACUUGAGAAAGGCCGCAAAUGGGAAUCUCAGGAUUUCGUUACUGACAGCAUGAACAUAACUUCGGCUGUGAGGAUGGAAAAUCGCAAUUUAGGCAUAAGCUUUGGUCCCAAAGAUGCAUUAUUUCAGGUAUUCGAACAAAAUGAUUCUAUAGCUACUGUAGCCUGUGGGCUAGGGGGAGGUUCGCUAGUGAAUGCUGGAGUGAUGGUUCCAACCCCGGUUCUUGUUAGAAGGGAUCCAAACUGGCCAAAAGAAUGGGAAAGGGAUUGGAAUUUCUGUGAAUCUGCUGCAACAGCCAUGUUGAAGGUUCAAAGUAUUCCCAUCAAGUUUCCUUCGGCCAAAGUUUUAGAUGAAAUUGUUGACGAAGAGAUUGAAGGAUGUUUUGAGUCUUCGCUGAAUCUUAGCAUUAACUUCGAUCUUGAGGAAUCACUGUCUAAUUCAAGGAAAAUCCAACAGCGGGGUAACUGCUUAGCUUGUGGAAAUUGCCUUGCUGGAUGUCCUUACAAUGCCAAGAGUUCAACCGACAAAAAUUAUUUACUGACAGCCAUCCAGGCAGGAUGUGUUGUUCAUACUACGUGUCAGGUUCAGUAUGUCGUAAAAAAUUCACCUAACCAAGAAGGCAGAACCUCCCAAAAAAGAAGAUGGUCUGUUUACUUGAAUGAGAUUGACUUUAUAGCCUGUGAUUUUGUAAUCCUUUCGGCUGGAGUUUUUGGUACAACUGAGAUACUCUUUCGGUCUCAAAUGAGAGGACUAAAAGUUUCUGAAGCACUUGGCUGCGGAUUUAGCUGUAAUGGAAAUGCUGUGGCCUACCUUGCUGGGAGUCCUGCACCCUUGAAUGGUUAUGGGUUAUCUAGAGAGCAGCUAUGGAAAAAAGCUUUUCAUGAACGGCCAGGACCGUCUAUCUCUUCUUCGUACACUUCUUCAUUGGGAUUCACAAUUCAGGUGCAUAAAUGUCUUUACAUGCAAAAGCUCGAUUCUCACCUGGAAAUAUUGGGCUUUAGAUCAUUGGAGAGUGCAGUGCUUCCUUCGGCUUAUCCUAACCUGCUUUUUAAAGGCGUUACCACUUAUGGAUGGCCCAAUGGCUACUGGUUCUUUCAUGGAAUUUUAGAUAAGUUGAAACAAGUCCUAAGCUUCAAAGCCAGCCAAGCAAUUGUUCUAAACGCAAUGGGUUAUGACAAGGGCGAUGGGAAAAUUAUGUUGCAGAGGGACACAGAUAAAGUUUCUUUCUUUCCACCACUUGAUUCUUUACUACCACAAAAAGUAAAUGUCUUCCAAAGAAUCACAAAAAAGUUAGGGGGAGUUCUUUUCAUUCCAAGGUACCGAAGCACAUCAGUUCAUCAUUUAGGUGGGUGCAAUGUGGCAUCUGAUCCUUCUCGUGGUGUUUGCAAUGCCAGUGGUCAGGUUUUUGAUCUCCAGAAUCCUGCUUCUGUGCAUCCAGGACUCUAUGUUUGCGACGCUUCAUUAAUUCCACGUUCUGUUGGUGUAAACCCGUCUUUUACAAUCACAAUUGUUUCUGAACAUGUAAGCAAGCAUCUUGUGAGUGAUAUUCUCAAGUACGAGUGCCAACGUGGCAUUGAGCUUUCUGCUAUCAAUGAUAACAAGCAUUCUACGCCUAAAACAAAUACAAAUAGAUCCCAGAGAUCAAUAGUCAUGGUUAAAGAAACCAUGAAGGGUUAUGUGGGCGGAAUGCCUUGUGCCAUUUUUCUCAUAAUGAAGAUGAACCCUGAGAGUUGGAAAGAUUUCAAUCAAUCAAAAGAAAGUCUUGGAGAAUGUCAUCCACUUCUUAGAGGAAAGGUUGGUGGAUAUGUCGAAUUUCGGGGCAUUGAGAAGGACAACCUAUACAUUAUCGACGGGGAAGUCAAUUUGUGUGAUACUGGUUGCAGAACUCCCUUCACUCAGUAUAUGACUUAUGAUCUUCUCCUUGCAGCUUCUUCUGGUGCAAGAUAUAUUCUGAAGGGGAAGAAGACCUUGAAUCCUUAUCUCUUUGGUUUAUAUGCUUGGCGAGAGACAACAACUCUGCAAGUGAGAAUUGAAAAGGUUUCAGAAAACCAUUCGAUGAAUGAUGUUUCCAUUUUAGAAGGGGAACUUAGCAUCUCAAUUUUAGAACUUCUCAAGAGUUUCUUAAGCCUUAAGGGAAAAAAGAGAGGACAAUUCAUUAGUCUUUUGUUAAAAACUUUUGUGAGAACCUAUAUCUUACAGAUACCACGGUUGACAUACAAAAACUCAACACCAAUGGGGUUCUUAGAAAACCUUUGUGGAUAUACUUCUCGUAUUGAAAUAACAACAGAAGAUGGAAUUACCAUUAGUUGCACAAAGUUUAGCUGUGCCCAAUAUCCAUCGAGGGUUCGAGAAGGAAAACAACGUAAUCCAGUUAUCCUGAUUAAUGGCUAUUCAACAGAGAGUUACUAUCUACCAACAGAACCCAUUGAUUUAGCUAGAACUUUACUUGGAGAAGGGCACGAUGUUUGGCUAUUGCAAUCUAGAUUACACCCUCUAAAUCCUUCUAAUGACUUCACAAUAGCAGAUGUUGGCAGAUUUGACAUCCCUGCUGCAAUCAACAAGAUCCUAGAAAUGGAUGGGUCGUGCAGAAAAGUACACGUUGUUGCACAUUGUGUUGGAGGGUUGGCAUCACACAUUUCUCUCAUGGGAGGACAUGUCUCUAGUUCUUGUGUGGCCUCUCUCUCUUGUACCAACUCUUCAAUGUUUUUCGUGCUAACCUUAUUGUCGAUGGUCAAAAUGUGGCUUCCUGUGGUCCCAAUCUCCAUGGCUAUACUUGGCAAGAACAAGAUUCUCCCUCUCUUGGGAACAUCUAGUAUCAGCAGAAGGCACCAGCUCCUAAAAUUGAUAGCCUAUUUGUUACCACGAUAUGAGAGGUGCACGUGCAAUGAAUGUGAAGUCUUCUCCGGCAUAUUUGGCAACACAUUUUGGCACGAAAAUGUGAGUCCUUCUGUUCAUCACUGGUUGAACAAGGAAAGCUCCACAGUGCUCCCCAUGGCAGCAUUUCCUCACCUCAGAAAAAUUUGCAAAGCAGGUUUCAUCGUUGACGACAAAGGGAAUAACAAUUACUUGAUACAUCCAGAGAGAAUGGCAUUUCCAACGCUAUACAUAUCAGGUGGAAGGAGUCUUCUGGUAAGUCCUCUCACUUCCUUUCUGGCCAACAAGUACAUGAAGUUGCAUCAGCCAAAAUUCAGACAUGAAAGGGUGGUUGUGAAUGGUUAUGGCCAUUCCGAUCUGUUGAUUGGAGAGAAGUCUUGUAAAGAAGUAUUCCCUCACAUCGUGUCACAUAUUAAAUUAGCUGAAAAUGAAGGUGCAAUCACUGGUGAAGCCAAAAAGAGAUGCAGUAGGGGGGAGGCAUUGUCUUGGAGUGAAGAUCCUCAUGAUGAGUAUGGGGGCUUUGCUACUUGGUUUUCCCCUUGGGUCAUUACUUGGAUGUUCUUAUGUCUUUUUGUUUUGUUAUUGUUUCCAUUCUUCACUUGAAAAUUUUCAACGUGUAAAGCCAUCUUAAAUGUUGCUUAUCCAAUCAAGACAUUACAAUAAUAGUGAAGAUGUCGGAAGUUUGAAUCUUCACUCCACCUAUUAUUGAACUAGAAAAUGACGUGGUUUGUUAAAAGAUUUUAUUUUUUGAAUAUAGAAUUUCAUUUUUUGUUAAAA
Messenger RNA from Cucumis melo (muskmelon), 4427 nucleotides. RefSeq lists its product as uncharacterized. NCBI's taxonomy places the organism in Eukaryota, Viridiplantae, Streptophyta, Magnoliopsida, Cucurbitales, Cucurbitaceae. The record is from RefSeq and is a predicted model, not a curated record. The coding region runs from base 642 to 4253 and encodes 1203 amino acids. The transcript is spliced from 9 exons. Gene Ontology annotation, molecular function: oxidoreductase activity, acting on CH-OH group of donors; flavin adenine dinucleotide binding.